This is a messenger RNA of Carlito syrichta (Philippine tarsier), 3020 nucleotides long. It is a transcript of the gene BICDL1, whose product is annotated as BICD family like cargo adaptor 1. The transcript is spliced from 11 exons. Lineage: Eukaryota; Metazoa; Chordata; Mammalia; Primates; Tarsiidae. Gene Ontology annotation, molecular function: RNA binding; adenosine deaminase activity. The record is from RefSeq and is a predicted model, not a curated record. The coding region runs from base 262 to 1761 and encodes 499 amino acids. Gene Ontology annotation, biological process: Golgi to secretory granule transport; RNA processing; vesicle transport along microtubule.
GCCGCCCUCAUCUCCUUCCCCGGGGGGCCCGGGGAGCUGGAACUGGCGUUAGAGGAGGAGCUGGCGCUGCUGGCGGCCGGGGAGCGGCCGUCCGACCCCGGCGAGCAUCCUCAGGCCGAACCCGGGCCUCUGGCCGAGGGGGCCGGGCCGCAGCCGCCGCCCGCCCAGGACCCCGAGCUGCUGUCGGUAAUCCGGCAGAAGGAGAAGGAUCUGGUGUUGGCGGCCCGGCUGGGCAAGGCACUGCUCGAGCGGAACCAGGACAUGAGCCGGCAGUACGAGCAGAUGCACAAGGAGCUGACAGACAAGCUGGAGCACUUAGAACAAGAGAAGCAUGAACUGAGAAGACGAUUUGAGAACCGAGAAGGGGAAUGGGAAGGCCGAGUGUCAGAGCUGGAGAGUGAUGUGAAACAGCUACAGGAUGAAUUGGAGAGGCAGCAGGUUCAUCUGCGGGAAGCAGAUCGAGAAAAAACACGGGCUGUCCAGGAACUAUCAGAACAGAACCAAAGGUUAUUGGAUCAACUCAGCAGGGCAUCAGAAGUUGAGAGGCAGCUCUCCAUGCAAGUCCAUGCCCUUAGAGAAGACUUUCGGGAGAAAAAUUCGUCAACUAACCAGCACAUCAUCCGGCUGGAGAGCCUUCAGGCUGAGCAGGUUCUUGAAAUCAAGAUGCUGUCAGAUCGGAAACGGGAGCUGGAACAUCGUCUCAGUGCUACCUUAGAGGAAAAUGACCUGCUUCAAGGGACUGUGGAGGAGCUACAGGACCGGGUGCUGAUCCUGGAGAGGCAGGGCCAUGACAAAGACCUACAGCUUCACCAAAGCCAGCUGGAACUCCAGGAGGUGCGUCUCUCCUACCGACAACUGCAAGUGAAGGUGGAAGAACUCACUGAGGAGAGGAGUCUGCAGAACUCUGCAGCCACCAGCACAUCCCUUCUGUCAGAGAUCGAGCAAAGCAUGGAGGCUGAGGAGCUAGAGCAAGAGAGAGAACAGCUGAGACUGCAGCUCUGGGAAGCCUACUGCCAGGUUCGCUAUCUCUGCUCACACCUUCGAGGUAGUGACAGUGCUGACUCAGCAGUCUCCACGGACUCCUCCAUGGACGAGUCUUCAGAAACCUCAUCCGCCAAGGAUGUGCCAGCCGGCAGCUUGCGCACUGCCCUCAACGAGCUUAAGAGACUGAUACAGAGCAUUGUGGACGGCAUGGAGCCUACGAGCUCCCGGAGACUUGAUGAUGAUUCCUUAGAAGAACAGAUAAGGCAGACCAGUGAGGACUCGAGAGCCCUAAGGGAGCUCAUGGAGGGAGAGAGGGGUAAACUGAGGCAAAGCCUAGAAGAGCUGCAGCAACUCCACAGUCAGGUGACACUGCUGAGUGUGGAGAUGACGGCACUAAAAGAGGAGAGAGACCGACUCAGAGUGACAUCUGAAGAGAGGGAGCCAAAGGAGCAACUUCAGAAGGCCAUCAGGGACCGUGAUGAGGCCAUUGCAAAGAAGAACGCUGUGGAACUGGAACUCGCCAAGUGUAGGAUGGACAUGAUGUCUCUGAACAGCCAGCUGCUAGAUGCCAUUCAGCAAAAACUGAACCUCUCGCAGCAGCUGGAGGCUUGGCAGGAUGACAUGCACAGGGUCAUUGACCGGCAGCUGAUGGACACGCACCUGAAGGAACAGAGCCGGCCUAUUGCUGCUUUCUCCCGGGGCCACGGCGCCGGGCGGGGGGAUGAGCCCAGCACAACUGAAGGCAAACGGCUCUUCUCGUUCUUCAGGAAAAUUUAGGUUGGGAGGAGCCGGGCCACCGAGGCUGGGUGCCAUGGAGGCAGCUGAAAAGGUGGCGUGGGUAAGGGCCUCCCCUAGGGCUGGGCAGCUGCACUGUCACCCGUACUAGAACCCAGUGGGUCUGGGAAGGCCUGCUCCCUUUUGUCGCUGGGGAUGGAGACCUAGAGGGUGGCCUGCCUUGGCCUCUGAAGGCCGCCCUUGCCCCACCCCUGGCCACGCUGACGCCUGGGCUCCCUUAGGAUCCCAUCACUGAGCAGGCUUCGGCCACCUCCCAGAGGGCCCUUGGUUGGGCUCUGCGGCUCAGACCCAACGGCUCUCAGCCCAUCCACAGGCACUGCUGCCUCCUAGGCCUCAGAAAACAGGGAAGGGAGACAUGGAGGCCCUUCUUUGCAUGCUGUCCUUGGGGCAGCAGACCCAGGCCUAAGCCUCCAUCCUUCCCCAGCCCCUGACCCAGGGAGGAGGGGCAGGUGGCAGCCCCUCCCCCACAUGCAUGCACCUCCGCAGGCAGGAGGCCGAGCCUGUGGCCACGGGUCCUAAGAGCGGGGCUCACCCAAGCUCAGCUGAGGCCAUCCCCUGAGCCCUGAGAGGAAGAAGGCCCUGUCCCCUGGCCACCACUGCUUCUCUCCCAGCCUUCUCCAGUGCAGUCUUCGCCCCAUCGCAGGCCUGAGCCAGCGUGUUCUCACUGGUCCUCUGCAGGCUUUAGUCAUCCAGCCCCUUCCCCUUCACAGGGCCAGGGCAGGGAUGGGUCUCCUCCUCCCAUAGCCCCCAACUUCUUGGCCCAGCCAAGCCAGCCCAGGCCCCAGAAUGGCGCCAAAGGGGUCUGUGGCCAGCCACCCCUGCCUUGAGGGCAGCACCUGCACCACAGGGUAGAGGGGAGGAGGAGGCUGCCGGGGCCUCCAGAUACUGCCUGCCAGCCUGCAGAAGCCUGCACCUGCUGCAGCUGCCCCUUCCUUGGCAGCCGCCCACCUUCUCCACCAAGGCUCCGACUCAGAGGCUCCAUGCCGGGUCGGCCCUCAGCUGCUCACAACUGACUCAGUCUCCCCCCCCCAUGGGAAAAGCACAGCAGGGAUGAGCGGAAAGAAUGUACCUAUAGAUAUGUACAUACCACAGUGCUGUAAUUUUGUAUGUAGCAAUCAUGUAAAUACAUGUAUGGAUUUUAUAAUAUACAUAUAUAAAUCUAUAAAGGCAUAUUUUUAGAAAAACAGCGCACCACUGCUUCUUUUGAAAAUAGUAUAAGAAUAAAAUGAAUUUCUACAGAG